Molecule: messenger RNA, 2279 nt
Organism: Megalobrama amblycephala (Wuchang bream)
Lineage: Eukaryota; Metazoa; Chordata; Actinopteri; Cypriniformes; Xenocyprididae
Gene: il15l
Product: interleukin 15, like
Exons: 5
Coding region: 1566-2117 (183 amino acids)
Biological process (GO): positive regulation of tyrosine phosphorylation of STAT protein; immune response; neutrophil activation
Cellular component (GO): extracellular region
Molecular function (GO): cytokine receptor binding; cytokine activity
Source: RefSeq, a predicted model, not a curated record
GAAGCGUUUCUUUGUAAGGCUCGCGCGCUCAAAGGCAAAUAACAGUUUCUUUGAAAGGCUCGCGCGCUCAAGGGCAGAGAAGAGUUUCUUUGAAAGGCUCGCGCGCUCAAUGGCAAAGAAGAGUUUCUUUGUAAGGCUCGCGCGCUCAUGGGCAGAGAAGAGUUUCUUUGUAAGGCUCGCGCGCUCAAGGGCAGAGAAGAGUUUCUUUGUAAGGCUCGCGCGCUCAACACUUAAUGAAUGUCUGACGGUGUUGAUAAAAAGUGGGGACACAACUUUAAAAUCUUAUGGAACAAGCAUGUCUUUCUCAUCAUUAUUUUUAUUUAUUUUUUUAUCCAUUUUAUUGCAUAUGAAUGACUGAACCCUUCUCUGUAGACACACUGUUUUAGAUGUAGUGAGAAGACAACAAGUCAGCAGUUACAGUUGCUGGACUUGUUUUGGAAUCAGUAGGUUGAGGUCUGAACUUUGACUGGGCCUUUGUAACACCUCAAUUUUUUUCCUUUUUCAGCCAUUCUGGUUUAGAUUUGCUGCUGUGCUUGUGAUUAUUGUCCUGUUGCAUGAUCAGAUUUGAGCCAAACCUUGGGGUGAGUUUGCUGGGAAGUCCACCCCUAAAGACUGGCAACUGUCUUUAAUGUUUUUCACUUGUGAAUAAUAUUCCUUGCUUGAAUAAGGUUAGCUAUAUUAUAGCCUAACGUUAUCCAUGGUGAAAGUGGAGCGGGCUGUCGGACAACCCUCUCUCUAAAUAGAGCGUAAUCCGGACACAGAUAUUUCCUGAGGGGAGUCGAUUUCUCAGAGGAAGUUGGCCGAGAAGCUGUAAUUUUAUGAUGCACGAACAAAUGGAAAACCCCACUUGUUUGUGAACUGCUGCAGUUUGCGCUGUCUGUUUUUUGGCUCACAAAAAAAGGAACAGUUUAAGAGGACAGUUUACAAGACAACUCAACUUUUUAUGCGUUUUGGCCGCUCAUGUAGCUUCACGAAUGAAAACAAUUUCAAAGCGCCAGAUUUCGAAAACAGUCUCCGCGUAAACACCAAAAACGCGAAUCUGUGAGAACGAUUACGUCAUGCACAUGCGUAUUACAUAUUCAGUUUAUAGUAUUUCAUCGCCAUAUAAUAGCCUACAGUCCUUUCGGUUUCGAAUGCUCAAGUGCAUGACUCACACACACAGUCCAGCCCAAUCACGCGGCGGUAUAUAAACAUAGUCCACUGCACUGCUUUGCACUAUUCUGUCAAGAUUAUACUACGCAGAGGUGCUCAUGAAGACGGAUACAUUUAAUUAUGUAACAUAUCAGCAGAUGUUUUGACGGAGACACGGAUCUCAUAAUUUUAUUCAUGUUUACGUUUUCUUUGGAGAAGAAUGACAACACGCUGAACUAUUCUACAUAAUGAUUACACGUGGAUGUACAAUUCUGUCUACGGACGUGUUCAGCGUUUCCCUCCAGAAAUGUUUGAUGAGAUUACAGGCAGAAUGUGUCUUCAGCUAUUUGCUCCACUGUGUACCUAAUAAUAAACCAAACCCCAAGAAGGUGGAAAUGUAGCCAUUCAGAGCUCCCCAUCUCUUCCUAGGCCUGAUGACAAAUCUGGUUCUGAGGUGGAGCUGGAUAUUUGAUAUGAGGACAGAUUUACUCCACUAUUCCAUGUGCCUCACUUCAUUAUUUCUGUAUGUGCUGAUCAUGUUGACAAGACAGAUCAAGUGUCAAUCAAUAUGCAGCAGAGAGAGUGUGGAUAUGGUGAAACGGAUUACAGUGGAACUGAGCAAAGUGGUGUGGUUUCUCUCAUUACAGGAAAAUGAUUGCAUGCUGUACACACCAACUAUAGCAGAUUAUGAGAACUGCUCCAGGUCCGUGCUUACAUGUUUUGCAUUGGAACUGAAUGUUUUGUUUGUUGAAAUCCAGAGUGUGGCCAGGUUGUCUCAGCAACUACUAAGGAUUCUCAAGAAGCUGAAAUAUAAGGACACAAUGAAGUCAUGCCCAGACUGUGAGCUCUACCAAGAAAAAAAAGCAAAGACUUUUCUGGAAACCUUACAAAACAUUUUACAACGGAUAAACGCUGAAAAAACUUGUCCUCCGAGGAAUGUUAAGAGACAUUUAGAGAACUUAACGCAAAAACCAUUAAGAACAUGAUCUGAAGGAGCAGCUCUGUUGAUCCCUGAAGCGGUUAUGGAGAAGUUUCUUAGUGGCAAAACAGACACCAUAUAUUAAGCUACACACCUACAGUACAUAUCCAUCUGUAUAUGAACAUGCAAAGAUAUAUUUUCUUAAAUAAACGACUUUUGUGGAAUAUUU